AUGCCAACCGAAAUGCCGGUUGAUACGAGGGUAAACAGGGCGCCCACGCAGCACGACUCUCUAAGCCGAAAAGAUUGGACGGGGCUGCGGAUCAAUGGGGCGGCGCCGCCGCGGCAUGUGUACGUCACAGACUCCACGAAGGUCGUGUCCCCGUUGAUGGACAAAGUGAGAGGCUCCCCAACGCCAGGAGGCGCGGUCCUGAAUCGUCCAUUUCCGUACAUUGAGACAAAUGGCGGCAUCCGCAGCAUAGCGCCAGAACGGGGGGAAAGCCAGGAGGGCAAUGCACGGAAUAUGCUGUUGCUGCGACGGGGGUGCCCAUCGUCACUGGUGGGGCAGGAAGCACGAAAGCCCUUGGUGCGCUUGGGGGAGCCUGUGCAGGAAGUAUCGGCCAAAGGGCUUCUUCCCAAAAUCCAAAAGAAAACAGAGAAUAUGGACAAUGGAAACGCUCUGAGUCAAAUCAAGAAGAGUUCGAUUUCGUUCAGUCAUCCUCGUAAUGAGUUAAUGUACAAUCUUUACACGCUUGAGAUGGAGUCUCGGGUAGGUAUAUGGCAGGAGCACACAGUGGAGAUGUACCACCUCAUGGAUGAAAAGCUUGCGAGGUGGAACCUUGUUAGGGACUAUGUAAGCAGCCCAGCACUUAGGUUUGACACAGUUUCGCAUACGAUUGAGGUCCUCUUCGAUAAUCUCAUCGGUACGGACCUCAAUGUCUUGUUCAGUGGCUACGAGGCGCUCAGCGCUGUGAUCACCUUACCCAAAUCGGGCACGAAGACUUUGAGCUCACUCUAUGUGAUGCGUCCGUGGCGGUGGCACUUUUUUCGGGGCUCCGCUAAAAACCGCAGCAGUGGUGCUGGGUGCAGCAACUCGGUGAAGGUGACGCCAGAUUCUUUAGAUCGGAAGGAGGUCAGGCGUGUGGAACUGGCUGCUCGCAUGUACAUGCUGGAGUGCAUUGCUCUGCAUGUGAGGUAUGCAGUAUUGGAGGAGAUUCUCUUUUCGGAUGUACCGCUGGUAAGUAGUAGUGUGAUCGCGUCGAAAAGAAGCCAUACCAUCAGCAUUGAAGACAAAAGUGAAAACACUACUCGGUGGGAAAUGCUGCUGGGUGGGUUACGCGCCGCCGUGGUUGCACCGCAGCACCGCUGGACGGACCCCUUCGUGAGCGCGCGGACCGAUAUGGUGCCCGAUCCCUCUGGCCAGUCGAACCUCUUACGCGCGCAGCAUACCAUGCCGUUGACAAGGGUGCGCCGGCAGAGAAGCAUACCUUUUGUCAGAUUGUCCCACGGUGUCUCUAACAGUAGUUCCAGCAGCGCCUCGAGACACUCCCCACUUCCAGUGCAAUUCGUCUCCGAAGACGAACUGACGGUCUCCUUCAGCGGUGAUGAUGCGGAAUUCGACGAUAGUUUUCGCGGCGAUGCGUCAUUGCUCUACAGAUCUUUCGUCGAUGUUGGCGAGGUAUCUGUCAGCAACGUCGUGUUUGGUGUUGGUAUGAAUAGCCCGAUUAGCAAGUUAAUCUCGAGCAAAAAUAUAGUGGAUUGUUUGAGGGCAAGACACUCUGCAGUGUUGAGUGUGCCUCCUCUCCGCUCCACGUACGCGCUUUGCACAACGCUCCGCAGUAAGUGCAUUGUCCUUACUGUACGGCUGGAACACGAAGAACGUAGAAGUAUCCUCUGGAUGGAGGCGGCGUGUCUUGCCCAAAUAGUCCGAAGCGUGGGGUGUAGCACGCCGUGGAUCGAAGAUCUGAGCGGGCGCGUCAUGUUUUCUGAGGGCAGUGGUGUGUUGAAAGACGUGCCGAGCACCGUGCGUAUGCGGAACUUGCUGGCACAGGCGGUGGAGGAGAAGUGUAUUGUCGCCCGCCGCUGCGAGGAGGAGAUGCUGCGGCUGCGCCUCUACUUGAACUACCUCGGGAUGCGGGUGGUGAUGGAGGAGGACGCGGCGGAAUUUCUGCAGUUUGCCCGAGAAGAGCGUGACGCGUUUGUUUCUCCGGGCCUGUCGUAG
Molecule: messenger RNA, 1989 nt
Organism: Trypanosoma grayi
Lineage: Eukaryota; Euglenozoa; Kinetoplastea; Trypanosomatida; Trypanosomatidae
Exons: 1
Coding region: 1-1989 (662 amino acids)
Source: RefSeq, a predicted model, not a curated record